Messenger RNA from Apis florea (little honeybee), 836 nucleotides. RefSeq lists its product as uncharacterized. NCBI's taxonomy places the organism in Eukaryota, Metazoa, Arthropoda, Insecta, Hymenoptera, Apidae. The record is from RefSeq and is a predicted model, not a curated record.
UUUUCUCGCGUUACAACAUGACGCAUAACUUAUCGAUAAAAAAAAAACCUGAGACAUUCACAAGCUGUCGUCGAGGAGAACAAUUGCAUCGUGUGACCAAACAUGUAAUUGGUGGUAGGGAUUUCUUCGCGCUAUAAAUGAACAGUAUCCAACCCGAUUGUUCGUUUGUUUCGCAGCCCUCGACCGACCAACCUCGUAUCGAUUUCGAUUCCAACGAAACGUCAUCGGACCGCGAUGGAUCGCUUCCUGCUUUUCGUCCUGUUGUUCACCGUUUUGCCGUUCACAAUACAAGAUACAGUGGAAGAGGGAGGCUGCAAAUGCGCGGUAUUUUCCAGGCAAAUAUCGAAAUCAAUCAUUGAACGUGCCAUUCCAUAUAACGUCACGUGCGACAGCGAAGGGGAGGAGAAGUGUCAACAAUUGUGCGUUGCUUUGGCCGAGAGCGCUAGGGACCAGGCACCGCAAAUGAUUUGCAAAAAGCUAAACAACAACGUGGAGAAUCUUCAGGUCGCCGUAUACGCGAAAGUGUGCGAAGCGACCAGCUGGAAAUUCACAGGUUUGAAAGCAGCAGAUCCAAUUUGCUGCCACGAGGGGAAAAGCAUAGCUUGUGACGAGCCACUCCCGAUGAUCGAAAACUAAAUGAACUCAUUCCCAAUUAUUCCGUAACCCAUUGAUUAGUCCAUUGUGAAAUUUUACAUUAAUCAACAUUUGCGAAACAUUUAUUACUUUACUAUCGCUGGUUUACUGAACCCGCCUGUUGUGCGAAUAACCCGUUAUAAAUGUUUAAUCAUUAUCGAUCCAAUUAUGAAAAUAAAUACGUAAUCCGGUUUAAUCGAGAA